This is a messenger RNA of Peniophora sp. CBMAI 1063, 438 nucleotides long. The record is from the annotation of a GenBank genome assembly. NCBI's taxonomy places the organism in Eukaryota, Fungi, Basidiomycota, Agaricomycetes, Russulales, Peniophoraceae.
AUGGGCCCUUACCUGGCCCUGCUUCAUUUGUCCAACCUCGCCGCACAAGCAAGGCCUGUUCUAAUUGCAGGCACGACAAGAUACGCUGUGAUGACAGCAGACCGUGUGCAGGCUGCCGUCGCCGCGGUCUUGCUUGCGCCGGAUCUGAGCCUCCUCGGCCAGUUGGUGGACUCGGACCAGUCCUGGCACCUGACCCGGCAGUUCCACCACGCAAGAAUAAACUCGCAUGCAAAGCAUGUACGCGGGACAACAAGAAGUGCGAGGAUCGCCGCCCAUGCGGCCACUGCGUUCUGCGAGACCCACCAAGAAAAGGGACAGGUCGUGGCUCGCGCGUCAAAUCGGCCUGUGUACGCUGUAGAGACGACAAGGUACGGUGUGAUGGUGCUCGACCAUGUCAAGGGUGCACUCGCAAAGGCGUGGCCUGUCGCGAUAGACUAG